GUUGCUCCGUGUGCGGCUGCUGUGUGAGGAGCGGAGCAGAGUGAUGGGAGGCAGCAGGUGAAGGUGCUGCACGGAGAGAAGAGCACCGCGGCCGGGGCAGGACAGAUGUGAAGGAUGACGUCUUGCUCAGAGAUCUGUGGGUCGGAGUAUGCUGACCAGGGCCUGGGGCCAGUCCGGGGACCUCAGCGCUAUGGUGUGCGCUCCUACCUGCAUCAGUUCUAUGAGGAUUGCACCGCGUCCAUCUGGGAGCGCGAUGAGGAUUUUCAGAUGCAGAGAUCGCCGAACAGGUGGAGCUCUGUCCUCUGGAAGGUCUGUCUCGCGCUGGGGGCUUUGAUUCUGGUCGCCGGUUUGUCAGUGCUCUUGGUGGGCUAUGCCACCCCACCCCGGCUGGAGGCCUUUGGCGAAGACGAGUUGCUCUUUGUGGACGGCCGAGCUGUGCGCUUCAACCGUGCCCUGGACGCCUGCAAGCUGGCUGGCGCUGUGCUCUUCUGCGUGGGUGGCAGUGGCAUGGCUGUGGGCCUCUUGCUGGCCGCCUGUACUCAGGGCGGCUCCAAAGAGGAGCUCCGGCUCCAGCAGCGCUUCAAAGAGCGACUGGCGGAAAUCCAGGCCUCAGUGCAGCCGGUGACCCGCGCACCCACACCUGGAGAGGCCAAAGUGCCCGUCACUCUGUCCAAGGUCCAGAACGUCCAGCCCGGGGCUGAGACCUGACCUGAGCUCUGACCCAGUCCCUCCCAUCACCAGAGAGAUGGUCCAGAGCAAGCUCGUAGUGAGACGCUACACAACCGUUCCAGGUCCAGUAGAGCUAGAAAACACUGCAGCUAUCCUGAUGAAUAUUGUCAGUCUAUAUCAAGAGUAUUUCUGGUUAUUGAGGUAUUAUAGAUCACUUGUUAAACUGGUGCUCUUCAAUCUAUACUAGACAGCACAGACACACUCAUGCGUGGAGAUGACUGCUAGCAGUGGUCAAAUAAAA
This is a messenger RNA of Colossoma macropomum (tambaqui), 970 nucleotides long. RefSeq names its product neurensin 1 (gene nrsn1). The transcript has 3 exons. Gene Ontology annotation, cellular component: neuron projection; neuronal cell body; transport vesicle. The coding region runs from base 115 to 708 and encodes 197 amino acids. The record is from RefSeq and is a predicted model, not a curated record. NCBI's taxonomy places the organism in Eukaryota, Metazoa, Chordata, Actinopteri, Characiformes, Serrasalmidae. Gene Ontology annotation, biological process: nervous system development.